AUGGUAGAAAAUCAGACUAAUUUUCCAGCAGAUGGUAGAGAAUCAAACGCCGAUGUGCGUUCGGAUGUGCACGCCGACAACAGUCUCUUCAGCACUCGGCGGUGUCCCCAGCAAUCACUGGCUGAAGGUCGAUGGAAAGAAUCGAAGAAAAAUGGGGAAAGGAUUCGAGAUGGAGAUGGAUAUCGAAUGAGAGCCGCUGGUGUAUGUUUGAGAGAAGAAGGGACUGAUGGAAUAAAGGUUCUUCUCGUGUCUGGCGGAAAAGACGGUAAACAAUGGGUGGUGCCCGGAGGCGGAAUUGAAAGAGAUGAACAGCCAGAUCAAGCUGCAACACGAGAACUCGAAGAAGAGGCCGGUGUACGGGCACAAACUAUCGAAAAAAUCGGCAUCUUUCAGGAUGACAACAGAAAACACCGAACCACCGUUUUUCUGAUGCGAGUCCAAGAGGAGUUGAAUGUUUGGGAGGAUGGGCAAAGGGGUCGCCGACGCGAGUGGAUGAGUCUAACGGUGGGAAUCGAGGUGGUCAAGGACUCACAAAGGGCAAUCCUACGAGCGGUCAUGCAGCAA
Molecule: messenger RNA, 564 nt
Organism: Mesorhabditis belari
Lineage: Eukaryota; Metazoa; Nematoda; Chromadorea; Rhabditida; Rhabditidae
Source: the annotation of a GenBank genome assembly